CGAGGUCUCGUGACUGGGCAGCGGUCGCGCCAUGGAGCAGCUGCGGGCGUGGCGGGGCCGCAUCGCGGCCGAGCUGGACGCGGCCGUGGCGUUCUGGGAGCGGCACUCGCACGACCCCGAGCACGGGGGUUUCUUCUCCUGCCUGAGCCGCGACGGUUCCGUCUACGACGACACCAAAUUCGUGUGGCUGCAGGGCCGCCAGAUCUGGGUCUACUCCCGCCUGUACCGCACCGUGCCGCGCUUCCGCCGGCCCGAGCUGCUGGAGGCGGCGCGCAAAGGUGGGGAGGGGUCCCGGGGGGCUUUGGGGGGUCCCGGGGGGGGGGGUGGCAGUGAUUCUGGCGAUGGCAGUGUCCCUGCAGUGUGUGACACUGCUGUCCCUGUCCCUGUCCCUGUCCCUGUCCCUGUCCCUGUCCCUGUCCCAGCUGGUCGCACUGGACCGCGCGCUGCGCUCGCUCUUCGCCCAGGCCGGGGUCUCUGUGGGGUGGCAGUGAUUCUGGGGGUGACAGUGCCCCUGUGGGGGGUGGCAGUGUCCCCUCAGUGUGUGACACUGCUGUCCCUGUCCCUGUCCCUGUCCCAGCUGGCCGCCCUGGACCCCGCGCUGCGCUCGCUCUUCGCCCAGGCCGGGGUCAGCGAGCGGCACUUGGCCGACGCCGAGACCUCGCGGCUGAUCCGGGACUUCAUCGAGCGCCGGGGGGGGCUGCAGGCCGUGCGCGAGGAGAUGGGACAGCAGGGGCCGCCCCCUCCCCCCCCGGGCCGCGGCAGCUCCGCCCCUCCCCCCGCUCCUCCCUCCGCCCCUCCCCCCCCCUCCGCCCGCUCCCGCUCGGGGGUCCCGGCCCCUCCCCCACCCCGCUCCGGCCCCGCCCCUCCCCCGGCCCCGCCCCCUCCGCGAGGCCCCGCCCCUCCCCCGGAGGCUCCGCCCCCUCCGGAGCGGCCGCUCCUCCCCCUCCCCCCCCUCCGCCGCCCCCUCCCCCCCCCCGGGGGCGCCCCCCCCGCGACCCCCCCGGGCCGGGGGGCGCUGCUGGACCAGAUCCGCCAGGGGGUGACGCUCAACAAGACCCCUGAGACCCCCGAGGGGGGCGCGGGUCCCGGCGCGGGGGGGCUCGUGGGGGCUCUCAUGGACGUGAUGCAGAAGCGGAGCCGGGUCAUCCAUUCCUCGGAUGAAGGCACGGCCAGCGAGGAGGAGGAGGAUGACGAUGAAUGGGACGAUUGAGGACCCCUCCCCCCCGCUCCCCAGGACGCCCCCAGACCCAAAAUGGGCCCCCCCCGCCCCUCCCCCACCCGCUCGGAGCCCCUCCCCCAGCUCGGGGGGGGAGGGGCCUCGGCUGUUCCUGCCCCUCCCCCCUUUUCCAUCCCAUCCCCUCCCCCCCUUGUGCCCCCCCGCAGAUGGCAAAUAAACGCAGGAGUCACGUGA
Molecule: messenger RNA, 1411 nt
Organism: Passer domesticus (house sparrow)
Lineage: Eukaryota; Metazoa; Chordata; Aves; Passeriformes; Passeridae
Product: actin nucleation-promoting factor WAS-like
Biological process (GO): actin filament organization; carbohydrate metabolic process; N-acetylmannosamine metabolic process
Molecular function (GO): peptidase inhibitor activity; actin binding; N-acylglucosamine 2-epimerase activity
Source: RefSeq, a predicted model, not a curated record